CCCAUCUCAUUCAAAGGUCUCCUCAAAUAUAAUGUCACCGUCCACACCUAUCACAACCACACUUUUACCUGGAGCUUCAAUCCCUGUAGCUAUACUUUCUUGGUGGAGGAAGGGUCUUUCAAUUUCUCCACGGCAGAUCUUAUAGAUCUACAAAAGAUAGAUAAGGUAUCAACGGUGCUGGAUUGGGCAGUUGGGAAUCAAACAUGCGAAGAAGCUCAAAAGAACUCGACAAGUUACGCAUGUAAGGAGAAUAGCAAUUGUACUAAGUCGGAUAAUGGUCCUGGGUAUCGCUGCUAUUGCUCUGUUGGCUACCGAGGGCCCCAAUGGCUGCUAUGAUGUUGACGAGUGUGAAGAUCCAAAACUCAACGACUGCACCGACCGCUGUACUAACACUAUAGGAGGUUACAAUUGCUCUUGCCCAUGGGGUCACCAUGGGCAUGGGAGAGGCAAAGAUGGUUGCACCGCGGAUCAAUUGCUAUUCAUUAAGAUUACUAUUGGUGUAGGCGUCGGUCUUAUAGUAUUGUUGACAAGUAGCUCAUGGUUGUACUGGAUACUCAAGAAAAGGAAGUUUCUCAAAGUCAAAGAAAAGUAUUUUCGACAAAAUGGUGGUUUGAUUUUAGAACAACAACUUUCUAAACGAGAAGGAUCCAACGAAAGAAGCAAGAUUUUUACAGCAGAAGAGCUUGAAAAAGCCACCAACAAAUAUAAUGAAAGCAAAAUCAUUGGUCGAGGAGGAUUCGGUAUUGUUUACAAAGGAAUUUUAAGUGACGGUAGAGUGGUUGCUAUCAAGAAGUCAAAGAUGGUGGAUCAAAGCCAAGUUGGGCAAUUCAUAAAUGAGGUAGUUGUUCUAUCCCAAAUCAAUCAUAGAAACAUAGUCAAGCUCCUAGGUUGUUGCUUGGAGACAGAAGUUCCUUUACUUGUUUAUGAAUUUGUUACAAAUGGCACAUUGUUUGACUACAUACACAAAGAAAACAAAGUGUCUCCCAUUUCAUGGGAAACACGUAUAAGAAUUGCUGCAGAAACUGCUGGAGUGUUAUCAUAUUUACAUUCAGCAGCAUCUCCACCAAUUAUCCAUAGGGAUAUUAAAUCUAAUAAUAUUCUUUUGGACGACAAUUAUAGCAAAGUGUCCGAUUUUGGAACUUCAAGAUUAGUUCCACAAGAUCAAAUGCAGUUAUCUACCAUGGUACAAGGAACUUUGGGGUACUUGGAUCCUGAGUAUUUACUGACAAGUCAAUUGACUGAGAAAAGUGAUGUUUAUAGUUUUGGAGUCGUCCUUGUGGAGCUAUUAACAGGAAUGAAGGCACUUUCUUUUGACAAAUCUGAGGAAGAGAGAAGUCUAGCUAUGUAUUUUCUUUCUUCUUUGAAAGAAAAUCGUUUAUUUCAACUUCUUGAGGACAAUAUAUCGCACGAGGUAAAUGGUGAAGAACUCAAUGAAGUUGCUUUGCUUGCAAAGAGAUGUUUGGAAUUAAAAGGUGAAGAUAGACCUACUAUGAAGGAAGUAGCAAUGGAACUUGAAGGUAUGAGAAAAAUGAAAAUGCAUCCAUGGAUUGGUGAAUUGAAUUCAGAAGAGACGAUUCACUUACUUGAUGAAUCCUCGAAUACUCAUCAAUAUGAUACUAAUGGUAAUGUCACGACUGUGUAUGAUAGCAUUAGGGAUCAUAUAACAUUACCAUUACAUAAUGCUAGAUAAGAUAUUUAUGUGUGAUGAUAUUAUCUUUUAACAUGUUAUGCCCUCACUCUAUCUCAAUGUUUCAAGAUACUACUAGAAAUAAAUGAUCAUCUCUCUCUUUCGCUUUCCA
Messenger RNA from Vitis vinifera (wine grape), 1799 nucleotides. Its product is annotated as putative wall-associated receptor kinase-like 16. The record is from RefSeq and is a predicted model, not a curated record. Lineage: Eukaryota; Viridiplantae; Streptophyta; Magnoliopsida; Vitales; Vitaceae. Gene Ontology annotation, biological process: protein phosphorylation; cell surface receptor signaling pathway. Gene Ontology annotation, molecular function: protein serine/threonine kinase activity; ATP binding; calcium ion binding. Gene Ontology annotation, cellular component: plasma membrane.